AUGGUUGAUAAAACAAAACUUCCUGACAUAAAAUUUUAUUUUGAAAAAAAAAAAAAAUUUUUACAUUUGGUUCAGUUAACAACAGCAACAACAACAACAACAACCACAAACAUGUUACUAUUGUUUUAUGUUUUAACAUUUAGUAUACAAGCAACGGUGUCGUUUGGAAAAAGGCCCAACAUAAUAAUAAUAUUAACAGAUGAUUUGGAUGUGGAAUUGGGAGGAUUAAAUCCGUUAAAAAAAACAAAAGUCAACAUAGGAGACGAAGGGAUUUACUGCACUAAUGCAUUCGUAACGACGCCGAUUUGUUGUCCUAGCAGAAGUUCAAUACUAACAGGUUUAUACCUUCAUUCGCACGGAGUUGUAAACAAUAGUUUAGAAGGCGGUUGCAGCGGUUUAAAAUGGCAAAAAAAAUUCGAAACCAAUACAUUCGGGUCGAUUUUACAAAGUCACAAUUACAAAACAUUUUACGCCGGUAAAUAUUUAAACAGGUACGGUUAUAAAUCAUCCGGAGGUGUUGGACACGUACCUAAAGGUUGGGAUUGGUGGAUCGGAUUGGUUGGUAAUUCUGCAUACUACAACUACACGCUAUCCGUUAACGGAUCGAAAGUUCGUAGGGGAACCCAAGAAUCGGAUUAUUUAACGGACGUUAUAAAAGAAUAUUCAUUGAAAUUUUUAAACGAACACCAAACUUUUAACAACGAAUUUUUAAUGUUUAUAAAUCCGCCAUCACCACACGAACCUUUCACUCCGGCUAAAAGACAUUUGGGAAAAUAUGAUAAAAUCAAAGCACCGAGAACUCCAAAUUUUAAUAAAUUAACGGAUAAAAAUGGUAAACAUUGGUUGUUGAGACUUCCGCCGAAUGAAUUACCCUCGAACGUUAUCGAACGUAUCGAUACGAUAUAUCGAAAUAGAUGGGAAACGUUAUUGUCAGUCGAUGAACUCGUCGAAACGAUAAUUAUGAAAUUAAAAAAAUUAAAUAUAUUGAAUGAAACUUAUAUUAUAUUUACAUCGGAUAACGGUUUUCACAUGGGACAAUUUGAACUCCCGUGGGAUAAACGACAACCCUACGAAACGGAUAUAAGAGUACCCCUAAUGAUUCGUGGUCCGGGAAUAAGAAGUAGAAAGAGGAAAAAAUUUAAAGAUGUCGUACUGAAUAUUGAUUUGGCACCCACCAUAUUGGAAAUGAGUGGAAUAAGGGAAAAAUACAAAAUGGAUGGAAAAUCGAUAUUAAACGAUAUUAUCGAAUCGAAUAAUAAUAAUAAUAAUAACGAUAUGAAAUCGAGAAAUUUUCUCGUUGAAUACGAAGGAGAACAUGAUGUGGGGAGAGGGAAAAAAAAUCCUUGUUAUGAAGAUAAUAAUAAUAAUUUAAAAUUAUGUUACCCGGAAACAUGUUGCAAAUGUUUCGAUUCGAAAAAUAAUACUUAUUUAUGUUUGAGACGUAUUUCCGGUCGUGAAAAUAUCAUUUUUUGCCUUUUUGACGAUGACGAAUCCUUUAUUGAAUUCUACGACAUUAAUCGUGAUCCCUACCAACAAAUUAAUUUAUCCCCUCAAAUAAAUAUUAAAUUCUGGACGUCCGUACUCGAUUGUUGUCGUCAUUAUAUGAAAUUUAAUAUAAACGUCGUCGAUUAUUGUUUUCAUCGAUUUAAAAUACCUGAAAUCAUUUGA
Pediculus humanus corporis (human body louse) is the source of this 1668-nucleotide messenger RNA. RefSeq names its product N-acetylglucosamine-6-sulfatase precursor, putative. NCBI's taxonomy places the organism in Eukaryota, Metazoa, Arthropoda, Insecta, Psocodea, Pediculidae. The coding region runs from base 1 to 1668 and encodes 555 amino acids. Gene Ontology annotation, molecular function: glycosaminoglycan binding; N-acetylglucosamine-6-sulfatase activity. The transcript has 2 exons. Gene Ontology annotation, biological process: glycosaminoglycan metabolic process. The record is from RefSeq and is a predicted model, not a curated record.